AUGGAUACCUUAGUAAAUACUUCUGAAUUAAAUGUGAAUAAGCCUACGAGGUCACACUCUCCACCUCCUCACUUUGCAUUUCGUCCCAAUAAACGAACUCGCAUAACAUUACCUACCUUUAAGCGACUUUGGACGCGAAAAUUAGCAUCUUCUGUGAACUGUCUAAUAGUGGGUGCACUUCCCUCUGAAAAAUCCUCAAAGACAGUCCAUAAGGAAACCUCGUAUAUUAUAGUUGGAACAAAUGAAGGAAAAGUAUUUAUGUUUGGUGAGAAUAAGGAAGGAAUUAUGAUGGAAACGAAGAGUGGCCCUAUACAAUCUAUUAUACUUUGCGAUAUUACUGGAUUUGGUAUACCUGAUAUCAUUGUUGGUGAUUCGUAUGGUUCUGUGAUGAUUUUCGAAAAACAACAAUUAGUGGUCAAACGAGAACUAGGCGCUGCAGUGAAGCACAUGACAAUGUUUCGUGAUGCUG
This is a messenger RNA of Ambispora leptoticha, 469 nucleotides long. The record is from the annotation of a GenBank genome assembly. Lineage: Eukaryota; Fungi; Glomeromycota; Glomeromycetes; Archaeosporales; Ambisporaceae.